UUAAUCUAUCAUUUCAUCUUUUUUAUUAACAGUUUCAUUCGAAAACACUGAUUUGUCAAAUCAAAAAUGUAUUUCUAUAAUUUUAUUGUUAUAUAUCUAGCAAUUAGUAUUUCAAACGGAUUUUUUUUUAGAGAUCCACCAUUGAAUAAGAACGGAAAAUUAAAUACCGAAAGCAAGGAUUUCUUAAUAAAAUAUUUUAAUGCGAAUAAAACAAAUAGACAUUUGACCUAUGAGAGUUUUACAAGACUAUUUAACAGUUAUAAAUGGCUACAUGGUAUGGAGGAUAGUGAUAUCGACAAAUUAUUCACGGAUGAAGUCAAAAGCAAAAAAGGAUUAAUGAAAUUGAAUACAUUUUUGAAACAAUCGACGGAGUGUAUCAAAAAAACUGAGUCUCUGUAUACGUUGCGUUAUAAUAAUUCUCUCAACGAAGAAAAGAAGAUGACUUUAAAUGAAUUAAAAAAAGCUCUUUUAGUAAAAGAACUCGGUAUCGCAGAAGAACUUGUUACUACAUUAAUAACAGAUUACAAUUUUACAAACGAACAAGAUAUCAGCUUUAUAGAAUUCAGAAAAAUAUUUAUGUUAAUAAUAUAUGGCCAUAACUUAAUCAAACCAAUUAAAAAUGAUUUAUAAGAUAUGAAAGGAAUAAAUUAACUACAAAUAUAUUUAGAAUUUUAAUACAAAUUAUUACGUUAUAAAUGUUUUCUAAAUUAUUUGAUAGUAUAAAAUAUUUAAAGAAUACAUCAUAAGACAAGAUAUUAUUUUACCAGACUAGAUAAAUAAAAAAGUCAAAAAUGUGUUUUAAU
Daktulosphaira vitifoliae (grape phylloxera) is the source of this 803-nucleotide messenger RNA. RefSeq lists its product as uncharacterized. Bases 67 to 630 code for a protein of 187 amino acids. The transcript has 4 exons. The record is from RefSeq and is a predicted model, not a curated record. NCBI's taxonomy places the organism in Eukaryota, Metazoa, Arthropoda, Insecta, Hemiptera, Phylloxeridae.